UUGGUUUUAUUUUAGAAAAGCCAAUAAGGGUUUGAAGAGUAUAAACCCAGCUGAGACAGCACCCUCUAUGCGAUUGCUGGCCUAUGUUUCUGGCUUGGGCUUUGGAAUUAUGAGUGGAGUGUUUUCCUUUGUGAAUACCCUGUCUGACUCCUUGGGGCCAGGCACAGUGGGCAUUCAUGGAGAUUCUCCUCAGUUCUUCCUUAAUUCAGCUUUCAUGACGCUGGUUAUCAUAUUGCUGCACGUGUUCUGGGGCAUUGUAUUUUUUGAUGGCUGUGAGAAGAAAAAGUGGUACACCCUUUUUAUAGUUCUCGUAACCCAUCUACUGGUGUCAGCCCAGACCUUCCUCAGUCCUUAUAAUUCAGUAAAUCUGGUGUCAGCAUAUGUAACCAUGGUGCUUAUGGGCACCUGGGCAUUCUUUGUUGCUGGAGGCAGCUGCCGAAGCCUGAAACUCUGCCUGCUCUGCCAAGACAAGGACUUUCUUCUUUACAGCCAGCGCUCCAGAUAACAUCUGGGAAUCAGUACCUCCCCAACAACAGGCUGCGUCUUUAGAGGAAGCACAACUGUGCCUUUUUCUAAAAAUCCCUUCUUAUGGUAGAAUUUAGAAAAACUCAGACUAUCUAGAUGCAAGUCUCAUUCAUAUGGCUUUCAUACAAUAGCUCUCCGAAAGGGAGACGUCAGUGGUGCACAUUCGAAUCACCUGGGUAAACAUAACAAAAUACUGGUUCUGGGCUCCACCCUCCAGAUUUAACUGGCCUGGGCAUCUGCUAAUGUUUAAAACUUCCCAGGUGGUAUGUACAGCCAAGCUGAGAACCAUUGGUGUCCAAAAGCAAACUUCCUGAGAACCACAAGUGAAUGAGAAUCUGGUGUUUAGCUGUCUCCUAACUGAACUUGUGCUGAGCAAGUAAAUGUCUAAAUGUCAAAUCCUGGUUAGCCUUUAUCUUUUUAAGUUCUGAAGUCACUAAAGGGCUACUGCCUCUGUGAGCCAUUUUCAUGUGCUUCAUUAAUACCAUCUUCUGAGAACAUGGUAGGCCGUGCUUUUCAAUGCAAUAGUAAAUUGCACUGAUUUACUAUGCUAACUUAGCCAAAGUAAGAUAUUGAUUAAUAAGCUGUAUUUUUCUGAAGCUUUUCCAUUCUAGGUUUUGCUUUUUGAAGCAUGACAUUGUUUUUGAGUAUAAUUCAGUUUCAUUAACUAAAAAUGAUGAUUUUCUGACUUCCUUGGUGGGAAGGCAUUAUAAAAAUCAAGAAUUUUUUUUUUAAAUCGAGAAUUUUUGUGCAACUUCUAUGAGUCUUCCCUCAGUUUAAAGCUUUUCAUAGGCUCUGCCCCGAGGCCACUGGCUUGUUUACCAUCUGAGUGCUAGUUGCUGAGCUAGUUGAGAUGAAACCCAUUGUUUACCUCUGAGAGGCUGUGCAGGGAGCUGAGCGAUGUGUUCCAGGAUAGGCUUCACUGGAGCUGGCGGAACUGCAAGCAAAAGCAUGAGGAAAACAGCCAAAAGAGUGAUGUUGACACUUUUGACUUGUUCCUGUGAUACUAAACAGCACUUUCACCCAGGUGGGUACAGUGUAAGAUUGGAAAUACAUCUUAAAUUGACAAAUUUUGUGCUAUUACAUAAUCCAUAUAAUCUUCAGAUCUAGUAAAUGUCUCUGGGUUUUGGUAACAGAUACAGCCUUCCCUUAAUAGGAAUAUCCAAGGUGUUCAUUCAGCUUCUAAACAACCCUUUUGAUUUCUUUUAUAAAGAAGAAAUGCCAGUGAAUCAUGCCUUUACUAACUGGAAAUUGUUCCCAGUUGAUAUCUUUGGGGGAGCUGAUAGUAUGAAAUGGAAAUUACCUGUACAUUAAAGUGAUACCUCAGUGAAUCCCACAUGUGCAGUAGAAGAUCCAAAAGUAAUAGGAGCAGCAGUGAGAGGGCUCAACAGUGACAUGACAGAUGGAUGAAUUUGACAAUACUGUGAUGGGGAAGAAUAAUGAGCAUGUUUAGGACAGACACGUGACCAGUGUUUUGGGCUAGCCAUAUAUCAUUCCAGAGACCAGACCCUUGCACGUGAACUAGACCUUUAUCAAUAUUAGUGAAACUCCCUCCCACGCUUAAAAUAUUAGAAUAUCUCAAUUUAGAGAUUCAAGAUGAGUAGGGCUUUUAGGAAGGCUGCAGACAGUCUGAUAAGCAAUUACAGUUACUCUCCUAAAGCUUAAUUCAGCACUACUACCAGUGCUUAUGCUGGAGUUUGCAGUUUUCCAGCUUUAAACAAGACUUUCCUUAGACUAGAAGAAUCAAGGGCAUAGAGACUGAACAGUGAAAUUUACUGUGCUGAGUCAUGGGGAAUGAGAUACCUAUCAAAACAGGAUUUAUUCUUAUCAUAACAUGUUAUUCCUUGAUGAAUAAAAUAAGAAAAAUAUAUAGUUGGUUAUUGCUAUUGACUUACACAUCUCUUAAAUGGAUAUUUAGAUAAAAUAUUUGCUGGUUUGUAAAGUGUAGACAAUUUGAGACUGUUAAUACUACUCAUACUUGAGCUCUGAGAAUGUUCCCUGUACACUAAUAAUGUUACACUUAAUGUUAAGUAAGGAAGCUGGGAUAUUGUAAAAUCUCAUUUAUAAAAACUCAGACAAGAAGAAAUUUAUCUUUGAUAGUGAGACUGUUGUCUUACUGCAGGAAAUUAUUUAAUAAUCCUUGAUUACCUAUGAAUAAAGGUAACCCUGAUUUCUCUUAGAAUGUAUUGCCAUAGUCAGCUUUGGCAGUGUUGUUUCAAAUAGCCUUGCUUUGCCUCAUGCCAAGGAAGCCCAGAUGGGGAGGGUAUAGUCUUCUUCUAUUGCUGUGUGUAUAUUGAAAUACUAUUUUUUUUUUUUUUUUUUGCAUUUGUUAUCUAUAAUGAACUUUCUGAGCCCUGAUACUAUUUGGAGAGGAGGAGAUAGUGUUCAGUGUUGAUGGUGUAUGCUGUCCUUCAUGCAGGAUUUUCUCAGUUUGGAGGGAAAUGUGGAUAUAGUUAAAGUUGACCUUGGGAUACUGAAUAUCAUUGCAGCACUUGAACAUGUUGCCAUGUGAACAAUAGAGAUUGAUUUUGUUGCUCUCUAAUAUAAGCUGUAUUCAUGUUUAAUUCAUUUGAAGAAUGAACUGGAGAAGUUUUGUUACCUCUAUCCCGGCCUGCCUGACUGGCAAUAUGGUAGCGACAGACUCUUAUAGAGCAUCUUAAUGAAAACAUGGCUGAAAGGAGUUAAUGAUGAUAUCUGUAGACCGCAUAGAAAAUGGUUUUUGUUCCCAGUAUUAAUAUUUUUAUUCUCAAGCACAUUUCAGUGUUUGCCGAGAGUGGCAGAUUCACACCAGGAAUGCUAGGUGUUCUUAUCCAUAGAGUGGAUGCAGUACAAGCAGUUGUAACAGAAGCUUUUUCCUACCUGGUACACUUCCUGCAUGCCUCAGUCCAGCCCCAAAACAGGCAAUAGCAGUCAGUGUGGGCUCCAGGGCGACACCGAAGGCUUGUUGGCUGACCAGGCAGAGUGGCAGCCUGUCGUGGGCAUCAGCAGCCUGCUUCCUAAGAAGAGCUCCUUAAGGGUGUUGCCUUUUUUUGGCUAAGGUUUUUCAGGGCACUUCUGUUCCUAACUUCAGGUAGACAAGAUGGAUGUCAUACAAAACGAUUUUAAAGUGCUUUGCUUAGAGCAUUUUGUUUAUGAUUGCAAUGUUUACAUUUCUUAUUUAGUAAGAGGCUUUACUUAAUUUUGUUACAUUUUAGUGUUUAGGAGAGGAGGGUACUGUCUCUAUGUAAAAUAAGUAACACUUUAUGUACUUUAUACUGUUAUGCCAUAUGUACUUGCAAUAUCAGACCUUGCAUUCAAUACACAAUGCAAUAGACUCUUUCCAGGCCUGUAUUUUUCAGUGAACAAUAAAAAGAUUGUUUGGCACUACUCA
Molecule: messenger RNA, 3892 nt
Organism: Galeopterus variegatus (Sunda flying lemur)
Lineage: Eukaryota; Metazoa; Chordata; Mammalia; Dermoptera; Cynocephalidae
Gene: APH1B
Product: APH1B gamma secretase subunit
Exons: 4
Coding region: 68-505 (145 amino acids)
Biological process (GO): Notch receptor processing; protein processing; positive regulation of catalytic activity
Cellular component (GO): endoplasmic reticulum; gamma-secretase complex; membrane
Molecular function (GO): protein-macromolecule adaptor activity
Source: RefSeq, a predicted model, not a curated record